Molecule: messenger RNA, 435 nt
Organism: Pseudocercospora fijiensis CIRAD86
Lineage: Eukaryota; Fungi; Ascomycota; Dothideomycetes; Mycosphaerellales; Mycosphaerellaceae
Exons: 1
Coding region: 1-435 (144 amino acids)
Source: RefSeq, a predicted model, not a curated record
AUGGCUAAGGAAGCCGUACGUGUCGCUGAACUCGGCAUGAGUCGCUGCGCUACGGACGUUGGAGAUGUCGAAAAACAGCUAGUCGUCGACUGUCACACAGUUCUUCGGGAAGCCCAGGCUGCGUUCGAUGACUUGGAACCGCAAGAUCAAGCAGAGGUCGUGUGGGAGGCAGACGACAAUGAGACAAUCGAACCACCAGCCACGGACAAUGCAAGCGGCGGUAAGGAGGUAAAGGAAGUCCAGUCGGAUAAGGGGGAGAAGGAGGUGAAGGUGAAGAAGUCUCGCAGACUCCACACUGAUGAGAACAAGGUCAUCAGCGCUCCGUCGGAACCUCCGGCACUCGAACGCAAGCAGCAGCGCUUCGCAGAUCCGCAGAAGGAGACAGACGAGCCAGACGAGCCAGAGAAUGGCGGAGACGAUGCCAUGGAGAUGUGA